CCACAAAAAACAAUGGCGACUCUUUUAUUCUCAGUUCUCCUCUCCCUCCUCCUCUUUCCUUCAAGUCAAGCUUAUUUUGUCAACGUGGACGCACACGCCGUGGAAUGUUUCUUUGACAAAGUCAGCAAUGGAAUGAAAAUGAGCCUCACCUUUGAAGUGGUAGAAGGAGGAUUUUUGGACAUUGAUGUAGAGAUUAUAGGUCCAGAUGAAAGAGUUAUUUAUUCAGGGGAGCGUGAGUCGAAUGGGAAGUACACGUUUGCUGCACACGUUGAUGGUACAUACAGAUACUGCUUUAGUAACAAGAUGUCCUCCAUGACACCCAAAGUCGUCAUGUUUAGCAUGGACGUGGGCGAUGCACCAAAGGAACACGAUCAAAACGAUGAGCAUGGCAGACUAGCUGAGAUGAUCAGUGAACUAUCGACAGGUUUGGCCGGAGUUAAACACGAGCAGGACUACAUGGAAGUCAGAGAAAGAAUACACAGAAUGAUAAAUGAUAACACAAACUCACGUGUCGUAUGGUGGGCUGUAUUUGAGUCAUUCUUGCUCAUCGCUAUGGCAUUUGGUCAGAUUUACUAUCUCAAGAGAUUCUUUGAAGUUAGGAGGGUCAUUUAAUAACUGUUAAUAAUUAGCUGUUUACUACAUUCAUCUAUAAUGCUUUUAAAUUAAAUUAAUAAAGCAGUCUCUUUUCAAAUCCUU
Messenger RNA from Amphimedon queenslandica, 696 nucleotides. RefSeq names its product transmembrane emp24 domain-containing protein-like. The record is from RefSeq and is a predicted model, not a curated record. Lineage: Eukaryota; Metazoa; Porifera; Demospongiae; Haplosclerida; Niphatidae. The transcript has 4 exons. The coding region runs from base 13 to 612 and encodes 199 amino acids.